AUGUCGACUCCACGAACAUAUAAAGUGUAUGUUGGAAACCUUGGGGAAAAUGGACGAAAGGAUGAAUUGGAGAAAGAAUUUAAAAGAUUUGGAAAACUGCAUGAUGUGUGGGUUGCCCGUAAUCCACCUGGAUUUGCCUUUGUGGAAUUUGAUGACCUGCGUGAUGCAAAAGAUGCCAUUGAUGCCCUAGAUGGCAAGCAUGUCUGUGGAGCCCGUAUAAGAGUAGAAAUGUCUCGACACAAGGGAGGCCGUGGUGGUCGAAGUGGGGGUGGUGGUGGUUACCGUGGUGACCGUUCUGGUGGUGGCAGACAUUUUGAGGACAGAGGAGGAGGAUAUGAGCGUUAUGAUGAUCGCUCCAGAUCACCGUAUAGGUAA
Molecule: messenger RNA, 375 nt
Organism: Pocillopora meandrina
Lineage: Eukaryota; Metazoa; Cnidaria; Anthozoa; Scleractinia; Pocilloporidae
Source: the annotation of a GenBank genome assembly